Messenger RNA from Oncorhynchus tshawytscha (Chinook salmon), 4535 nucleotides. Its product is annotated as neuroligin-4, X-linked-like. The transcript has 9 exons. Gene Ontology annotation, molecular function: signaling receptor activity; neurexin family protein binding. The record is from RefSeq and is a predicted model, not a curated record. The coding region runs from base 535 to 3114 and encodes 859 amino acids. Lineage: Eukaryota; Metazoa; Chordata; Actinopteri; Salmoniformes; Salmonidae. Gene Ontology annotation, cellular component: postsynaptic specialization membrane; cell surface; synapse. Gene Ontology annotation, biological process: modulation of chemical synaptic transmission; synaptic vesicle endocytosis; chemical synaptic transmission.
GAGACAGAGAGAGAGAGAGAGAGAGCGAGAAAGAGAGCGAGAAAGAUGUGAACGUCGUAGUUUUUUCUUCUGUUAACGAUAAUCACGUCCUGUACGGUAUUCAGUUGUUGCGGGGUUCAGACCACAAAUACUUAGGCUAUUCCCGGGAGCUCACGGCAACGGUGGAAUUUACCCCAGGCACGUCGCUGGUGCACGAGGCUCUGCAGUCAUCGACACACGGUCCCAGGAUUUCUCUCACCGCUCUCCUGUCCUCUCUCCCCAUCUUCUUUUCAGUUUUCUUCGCAGUGAGGGAUGAAACGCUCUGUCAGCUGACAUUUUUACUGCAGCAGCUGCGUGAACAGACCAAUGGAGCAAUGACGUGUGUCGGCAGAACAGUGUGACUGUACGAAGAGAACCGGGAGGUGACUGGCUGACCCAGGGAGGAGAGAGACAUAUUCUGAGACAAACACAUACAAAAAACUGAGCAGGGCUGUGUGAGUGUGUGUUAAACUCUCAGACGGAGUCCUGAUCUAAACCGAACGCCGACACUCCCACAUGUCUCCUCCGUCUCCCCCCACCCCUAUCCCCUCUCUGCCCUCCUAUCUACUGUGUGUCCUCUCCAUGUUCCUGUCCCUGUCCAGACUGAGGGGCAUCCUCCCCCCUCUCCUCUCCCUUGUCCUGUCCCUCCCCCCUGCUGCUAGCCAGUCAGUCAUCACCACGUCCCAGGGCAGACUGAGGGGUCAGUUGACCCCCCUGCCUUCUGACCUGCUGGGCCCUGUGGUCCAGUACUUGGGGGUCCCCUACGCCCGCCCCCCCACUGGGGAGAGACGCUUCCAGCCCCCCGAGCCCCCACUGUCCUGGCCAGGGGUGAGGAACGCCACCCAGUUCUCCCCUGUCUGUCCCCAGCCUGUAGAGGAACACAGCCUGCUGACAGAGAUGUUACCUCUCUGGUAUUCUGCCAAUCUGGACAUAGCCAGCACAUACCUGUCACAGCAGAGUGAAGACUGCCUCUACCUCAAUAUAUACGUCCCUACUGAGGAAGACAUCCAUGAUGAGGGCGGUCUGCGGCCAGUGAUGGUGUAUGUCCACGGAGGUUCUUAUUCUGAAGGGAGCGGCAACAUGAUGGACGGCAGUGUCCUCGCUAGCUAUGGAAACGUCAUUGUCAUCACAAUCAACUACAGGCUGGGAGUACUGGGUUUCCUCAGUACGGGUGACCAGGCAGCUAAAGGCAACUAUGGUCUGUUGGACCAGAUCCAGGCUCUGCGCUGGGUGAAGGAGAACAUUGCUGCAUUCAGCGGAGACCCAGACAGAGUCACUGUGUUUGGCUCCGGGGCUGGAGCCUCCUGUGUCAGCCUACUAACUCUGUCCCACUACUCUGAGGAUCUGUUCCAGAAGGCGAUCAUCCAGAGUGGGACAGCCCUGUCCAGCUGGGCGGUCAACUACCAGCCAGGGAAGUAUGCAAGGCUGCUGGGGGACAAGGUGGGCUGCAGCCUGGAGGACUCAUCAGAGCUCAUCGUCUGUCUGCAGGGGAAGACCUACCAGGAGCUGGUAGAACAGAAUAUCACUCCAGCUAAAUACCACACCGCCUUCGGACCUGUCAUCGACGGUGAUGUCAUCCCUGAUGACCCCCAGAUACUCAUGGAGCAGGGAGAGUUCCUCAACUAUGACAUCAUGCUGGGUGUGAACCAGGGGGAGGGGCUUCAGUUUGUUGACGGGAUGGUGGACAGUGAGGAUGGUGUCUCCAGCGACGAUUUUGACUUUGCCGUGUCGGACUUCGUGGACAGUCUCUACGGCUACCCAGAGGGGAAGGACACGCUGAGAGAGAGCAUCAAGUUCAUGUACACAGACUGGGCCGACCGGGAGAACCCUGAAACGCGGCGGAAGACUCUAGUCGCGCUGUUCACUGAUCACCAGUGGGUGGCGCCGGCGGUGGCCACAGCAGACCUCCAUGCCCAGUACGGAUCGCCAACAUAUUUCUACUCCUUCUACCACCACUGUCAGAGUGACGCGUCGCCCGCCUGGGCUGACUCCGCUCAUGGAGAUGAGGUGCCGUAUGUGUUCGGUCUGCCGCUGAUCGGCCCCACGGACCUCUUCAACUGUAACUUUUCUAAGAACGAUGUGAUGCUCAGCGCCGUGGUCAUGACAUACUGGACCAACUUCGCCAAGACAGGAGAUCCUAACCAGCCGGUGCCCCAGGACACCAAGUUCAUCCACACCAAACCCAACCGUUUUGAGGAGGUGGCCUGGGCCAAGUACACCCCCAAGGAACAGCUGUACCUGCACAUCGGCCUGAAGCCACGCGUCAGAGACCACUACAGAGCCGCCAAGACAGCUUUCUGGCUACAGCUGGUGCCCCACCUCCACAACAUCAACGAGUUGCUGCAGUAUGUGUCCUCUGCAACCCACAGCCCUCCCCAGGACACCACCCCCCACUCCUACACCAAGCGGCUGUCUAAAGGCCUGGGCUUGGGUAGCACGCGCCACCCCAACCCCAACCCCCCUGCCACGCCCCAGGCUCCAGCACUGCAGGGGGAGGAGCUGCAGGUCCCCCACCCCGUCAUGGAGGACUACUCCACUGAGCUGAGUGUUACCAUCGCAGUGGGAGCCUCACUCCUUUUCCUCAACAUCCUGGCCUUUGCAGCUCUGCUCUACAAGAAGGACAAACGCAAGAUGGAACACCGGAGGCUGCCACGCCCACCUCCACGCCGUGACAUCAUGAACGCUGACAUCACACACCAACUGCAGGGGGAGGGACUUCUGAAGCAGCUGGAGGCUGAGGCUCUGCACCAACACAACACGCUGGAGAUACACGACACACACAACAUACACCACACACUGGAGGCUCUGGACACACUGGACACACAGGACAUCUACAACACUCUGGACACCCUGCGACUGACCUGUCCACCUGACUACACCCUGACCCUGAGACGUUCCCCUGACGACGUGCCCCUGAUGACCCCCAGGUCCCUGCCCAUGACCCCUGGCUCUCACCCUGCCACCCCCAUGACCCCUGGAUCUGUUGUGGGGGUGCAGCCCAUGCAGGGCUAUAGUCCUUACAGUAACACUCACCUGCCCCAUACACACACGCACACACACCCCAACACACACACACAUUCUACCACACGUGUAUAACCACAGACAGAGAUGGGGCAGAACGAUGCAGGAUAGUUUCUCCAGCACCUAAAAUGGCGGAACGAUCCAGUCUGCCGUGUUGCAUGAAUAGAACAAUGAGGGAGCGGAAGUGAUGAACUCUGGGAGAUUAAGUAAUGUGCAUCAGUAAAAAGAACAUUAUAAAUGAGAACAUCCAAUAUGGCUGCCAAUUUGGUCCAUACAUCAUGGAAACAUUGCUUCUAUAAGCUGCGUCCGAAAUGGCUGAAGUUGCCACGUGACUUGCCCUGGAGCGGGGCUGCUGUGAUGUCCAGAUCAGACUACUGACUGAACCCUCUGGGAACAACUUGAAGAACCUGUGAAAUGUGAAUGUAGAAUAUUUCAAUUGCAAUGAAAUCCUUCAGAGGAUCAAUGUUCGCUGUAGCUCUGUGCUCAGCCAGGCCAGGGAUGUAGUCUGAAGGACAGACAGACACACAGACAGACAGAGAACAACAGAUGGACAGAGACAGACUGUAUUCAUAGAACCUGGGACAAAUUCCUCUGAAUGGUUCAACAAUAACAAGUUCAACAGUCCGAAGAUCUACCAACCAGCAGUCUGUUCAAAUAUGUAAAUAACUUGUAAACAUAAUGGAGAAAAGAUGGUAAGAUUUAAAGCUUUUACUGUUUUAUUGCAUUCAAAUAUGUUAUUUAACGACCGUAGGUUUUAAUUUGAGUUGAUUAUAAAUGUAUAGGUCCCCAGAACAAGAUGUAACUUGACGCUUGACUAACCCUGACCACAUCUAACAAGAUGUAAACCCUGACCCUAACACUAACCCUGACCACAUCUAUGCCCAACCUCUUCCCUGAUCUGAAACUUGUACUGGGACAUGGAACUGGGUCUAUUUUUGGCCCCAUCUCUCAGCCAUGGACCCAUACUUUUGUCCUUACCCCUGACCUGUAACCUUUGACCCUGACCUCUAACCCUAUCCUCAUCCUAACUUUGACCUACAUCCUAACUUGGACCCUCAACCUGUCUAUGAACUCUUAUUUCAGUCCUUACACUUAUUGACCCCCUACCUCUAACCCUGUCUUCUAACCCUGAUCCUGACCCUACCUACUUCCAUCAUGUCUCCCAGAGACAAAACUGAUCAGUUGACCUGAGACCCAAAUUCAAUCAUACUGAAGUCUAAAACAUUGCGAUUAAAAUCCGUCCCGACACAAAUCCUGCAUUUGUGAGCUUUUUGAACCAUAAAAUAAAACUAAUAUGAAAUCAUAUACUGAAAGCUGAAAUAGUGGAUCUGAAACAAUGAAUCUUAUUUGAAAUACUACCAUAGGCUAGAUUAAAAGAUUAUUUUUUUCAAAAUAUUUUCAGUUUCUGCCUUAACAGAUGGAAGGAGUCUUUGCUGUAUGUACUGUAUGAACUUUCUGCUCCAUUUUGUUAAAUAAAGUAUCAGUAUUUUACCAUU